Messenger RNA from Gaeumannomyces tritici R3-111a-1, 1140 nucleotides. RefSeq lists its product as hypothetical. Lineage: Eukaryota; Fungi; Ascomycota; Sordariomycetes; Magnaporthales; Magnaporthaceae. The record is from RefSeq and is a predicted model, not a curated record. The coding region runs from base 1 to 1140 and encodes 379 amino acids. Gene Ontology annotation, biological process: transcription initiation at RNA polymerase II promoter; transcription by RNA polymerase II. The transcript is spliced from 2 exons. Gene Ontology annotation, cellular component: transcription factor TFIIF complex.
AUGUCCGACAUCAAGAUCAAGCCCGAGCGCGGCGACGACGAUGAGGAGCCCUUCAUCGAGGGCGACGAGGCUGCCGAGGACGACCCGCUCGAGGAGGGCGGCGACCUCGAGUUCUACGACAAGGCGGCUGACGACCCAAAAUAUGACAACAUGUACCUGGCACGCGUGCCCAACUAUGUCUGGGAGGCCUGGGACAAGCUCCCCGACGACGCCGAGAUCGAGGUCGGCCGCAUCCGCCAGUGGUACGAGGUCGACCCCAAGACGAACCAGCCCACGCCGCGCCUGCGCAUGCUGCUGCACAGCAACCUGGCCCAGCACCAGCUGGUGCCCAAGGAGUACGACCUCAAGGUCACCGAGAUGCGCGUCAACAACACCUUCAUCUUUUCGGAGCAGGACCUGCCGCACUACAAGGAGAAAAACCGCGCCCGCGCCGAGGCCGCCGCCGCCGGCGUGCCCGCCAAGCUGCUCCGCCAGCCCAGGCCCGACAAGCCCGCCGAGAGGCCAAAGUUCCCCGGCGGCCGUCGUAGGGGACCGCGCCGGCCCACCUUCAAAAAGUCCAUCCCCAAAAAGACAAAGAUUGCCGGCCGCGUCCGCCACGAGCUCAACUGCAUCCCCGUCGACAACCCCGAGACGGACCACAUGCUUGCCCUGAGGGCCAUCGAGGCCUCCAAGCCCACCGCCACCGUCACCUUUAUCGACGAGACCAACAUCUCGCUCAACUCGCUCGAGCGCGGCGGUCUCGCCGCCCAGAACAGGCUGCAGAACUUUAUCCCCGCCGCCGCACAGGCUCCUGCGCCGACCAAGGCAAAGAGGGUGGAUAUGAAGACGACUCGUAUGGCCGAAAACGAGCUGCUGGAUCAGAUCUUCAUAUGCUUCGCCAAGCACACGUACUGGCCCAUGAAGACGCUCCGCCACACCCUAAGGCAGCCCGAGGCAUAUCUGAGGCAAACGCUCGAGAAGGUCGCGGAGCUGCACAGGACGGGCAGGUUUGCCAACACUUGGUCACUGACAAAGGACGUCGCCCGCUCCAAAAACAUCUCGGCCCAGAACGGGGACGAUGUCAUGGCGCCCGUGGUGGAGGACGCCGACGCCGACGACGACGACGAGGAAGGCGACGUCAAGAUGGAAGACGUGCUCUGA